AUGCUCUCCAACACCACAAUCCCUCUGUCGGUGGACUUCGACAGUCCCGCGGAUUUCCUCAUUUUCAUCUUCCACAUUUUGUUCGCCACAAGCGCCGUGCUUGUCGCAGGGUCGGUAGUUGUCGCUAUUUUCAGCACCAGGUCUCUGCGAGUCCAGAACCGCUUCAUAUUCAUGCUGAACACGAGCAUCAGUGACACGCUGACCGGCUUUUCGGUCUACUAUCUCGGCCUCUUUGACGUUCAAGAGGGCUAUCCUUCGAGGAACGGGACGUAUUAUAUUUUACCUUCAUUUCUGGGGGUCAACGUGUUAACUUUCCUGUUCGCUCAGUUUGACCGCUACUUUGCUGUUUGCCACCCGUUCUUUUACAACCGGUUCAUCACUCGAUCUGUUGUCAUUGGCAUCUGUGCAUUUUGCUGGAUUUACACCUACGCUAUCCUGACGGUCCAAAACAUGGUACCCAUAUCCAGAGCGGCGCAAAUACACGCGUUUGGAGUAAUGACUCUGCAGCUUAUAGUUGUCACUAAAGUUAUAAUGACCAUUAAAUUAUACAUCAUUGCCAGAAAUCAGCUGGCACGGGAGCCACCCAGUGCUGAGAGAGAAAACAAGAAGGAGUCGCUGCGCAUCAUUGUGUUUGUGGUUGUGUGCUUCCUGGCGUUGUGGUGUCCAUCUUUUGUCAAUAUCAUUGUCCGGCAGUUGACUGGCAAAGGUGUUAAGUUUAACAAUGAAGCCACUAACUUGUUCGCCAUCAUGGCUCGUCUGAAUGCGCUGGUUACUCCGGCCCUCUACAUUUGGGGCAGCCCGGCGCUGCGGGAGGCCGUGUAUAGAACAGUGCCGGGGAGAGCCUGUCCCAAAUGGAGGGCAAGGUAAGAGUUGGCUUUAAUCCCGAUGGAGUGA
Molecule: messenger RNA, 894 nt
Organism: Myripristis murdjan (pinecone soldierfish)
Lineage: Eukaryota; Metazoa; Chordata; Actinopteri; Holocentriformes; Holocentridae
Product: G-protein coupled receptor 183-like
Exons: 2
Biological process (GO): G protein-coupled receptor signaling pathway
Cellular component (GO): membrane
Molecular function (GO): G protein-coupled receptor activity
Source: RefSeq, a predicted model, not a curated record